Molecule: messenger RNA, 1011 nt
Organism: Arvicola amphibius (Eurasian water vole)
Lineage: Eukaryota; Metazoa; Chordata; Mammalia; Rodentia; Cricetidae
Product: glutathione S-transferase-like
Exons: 7
Coding region: 152-889 (245 amino acids)
Biological process (GO): xenobiotic metabolic process; glutathione metabolic process
Molecular function (GO): glutathione transferase activity
Source: RefSeq, a predicted model, not a curated record
UGCCUGCAAGGACUCUCUAGGUUGCUGGGUGGCACCCACAUUCCUAGACAGAACUGAAUUUAGUGAACCGCACAGGCGCGCAUCUGGGCUCCCGCCCGCAGGUUAAGAGGGGUUCCCGCCGGAGUGCGCCUGAGCUGAGAUUGCUUCCGGAAUGAGUGAGGAAUCUCUCAGCAUGACUGGGAAGCCCGUGCUUCACUACUUCAAUGGAAGAGGAAGAAUGGAGUCCAUCCGGUGGCUCUUGGCAGCAGCUGGAGUGGAGUUUGAAGAAAAACUUUUUGAAAACCGUGAAGAAUUUGAGAAGUUAAUCCAAGGUGGAACCCUGAUGUAUGAACAAGUGCCCAUGGUUGAAAUCGACGGAAUGAAUUUGGUGCAAACAAGAGCCAUCUUAAGAUACAUAGCUGGGAAGUACGGCUUGUAUGGAAGAAACCUGGAAGAACAGGCCUGGAUUGAUAUGUAUGUGGAAGGCAUGCGGGACCUGAGUGACAUGAUUAUGUUCUUUCCCCUCUCUCUGCCGGAGGAGAAGGAGAUGAAUCUUGAAUACAUCCUCCAUCGAGCCACAACAAGAUUCUUUCCUGUUUAUGAGAAGGCCCUAAGAGACAACAAGCAACAUUUUCUUGUGGGCAAUCGACUGAGCUGGGCUGAUGUGCAACUCCUUGAAGUCAUCUUAAUGGUUGAAGAAUGCAAGGCCGGUGUUCUCUCAGGCUUCCCUCUGUUACAGGACUUCAAGGUCAGAACCAGCCAGAUCCCUACAAUUAACAGAUUUCUCCAACCUGGAAGCCAGAGGAAGCCUCCAUUGGAUGAUGAGUCCAUUGGGACCGCGAAGGACAUAUUCAAAUUUGAACAAGGCAUGUUUCUUAAAAACAUGAGCACCAUAGUAGCUGAGUAUUAACAGACACAGAGGCCCAUGGAAGUCAGAGAACACUUUACACUGUGCGUGUAUCAAUGACCAGGUAAACAUCCUGGUGCUAUGUUGAUGAUGAGUGUGUAAGGAAAUAAACUACUGGAAACUUA